Morchella importuna is the source of this 987-nucleotide messenger RNA. RefSeq lists its product as uncharacterized. NCBI's taxonomy places the organism in Eukaryota, Fungi, Ascomycota, Pezizomycetes, Pezizales, Morchellaceae. Bases 1 to 987 code for a protein of 328 amino acids. The transcript has 4 exons. The record is from RefSeq and is a predicted model, not a curated record.
AUGGGAGAAGUUAGCACCGUCGACCUGAAGCUUGAUCCUAAGUACGAUCAUUACACCUUUCCAACAACAAACCCCGCAACCGGCCCUGGGCAUCCAGGACAUACCACACCCGAGCAAGAUGCUUUGGUCGUCAAGUUCAGGGAGGAGCUUGAGAAGGAGGGUUACACAGAGAGACUCGACACUAUCACCUUGCUCCGAUUCUUAAGAGCCAGGAAAUUCGAUGUUCCUUUGGCCAAAAAGAUGUUCACAGACUGUGAGGCCUGGAGGAAGGAAUUCAAGGUAGACGAGAUCAUGAAGGAUUUCGAAUAUGUCGAAAAGCCAAAAGUCUUCGAGUACUACCCCCAGUACUAUCACAAGACUGAUAAGGACGGCCGCCCUGUCUACAUCGAACAGCUCGGAAAGAUCGACCUGACUGCCAUGUACAAGAUCACAUCUAUGGACCGAAUGCUCAAGAAUCUCGUUAUCGAAUACGAGAAGCUCGCCAACCCUCGUCUUCCAGCUUGCUCGCGAAAGUCUGGCAAGCUCCUUGAGACCUGCUGUACCAUCAUGGAUUUGAAGGGUGUUGGUCUCACCAGUGUUUCUUCUGUAUACGGCUUCGUCAGCGAAGUUUCGAAGAUCUCGCAAAACUACUACCCUGAAAGGCUAGGAAAGCUGUACAUCAUCAAUGCCCCCUGGGGUUUCUCUGGUGUUUUCAGCGUUGUGAAGAAGUUCUUGGAUCCUGUUACUGUUGACAAAAUCAACAUUUUGGGUGGAGGGUACAAAUCCGAGCUUCUCAAGCAGAUUCCCGCCGAGAACCUUCCUGUAGCAUUCGGUGGUGAAUGUGCUUGCCAAGGCGGCUGUGAACUCAGUGACGAUGGUCCAUGGCAGGACAAGCAAUACCUGGACCCUCCUGCUGCCGCCACUGCCACCUCUGAUGCCCCCGCUCCCGUUCCCGCUGCUACAACUACCGAGGCUGCUCCUGCGCCUGCUGCGGAGGCCACAGCUUAG